AUGAGUGGGAGGAUCCUCUCCCAUCGACUCGGUCCGCUCUUGCGGAACGGGCACCUUUCUCGCCAUAUUCAUAAUGCAGGAUCGAGGACUGGAGGACUGCUACGCGCAGAUGGUGGAGCUGCCCUCAGAGGACGCGCAUGGCCAGUAGGCGCAAAUGCCAUUCAUAAUGUACCCGCGGUUCGAUCGAUCUCAUUUGCACGAAUGCUUCCAAAGCUGGCGUUGAAGCUUGUCAGAGUCCCGGCAAUGUUUGGAGGUGCAACAAUCGCGGGUUUGGCGUACUUCCAAUACCAAGCAACCCAGGCUGGAAACUAUGCGAUGGAUAUUUUCAAACAAGCGUCGGAGACUGCGGGGAAUACCGCAUCGACUUUGUUCCAGGGACUGCAGGAUGUGGCGGACCAGACACAACGUGGGUGGAACAAAACGACCGGAGACCUCGAUAUGCCCGAAUGGAUGCAGAAGAUUCUUCGUCUUGAUGAGGAGUCCCAAAAGGGCGAGUCCGGUGGUGGGAACAAGGAACCGAAAGAAAGUCGGACUGGGACUGCUGCCGCGGCGGCCACUACUGCAGCAUUUGGCUAUGAUAAAUCAGAGGAGGACGAUGUACGUCCGGCGAGGGAUGCCGCGGAAGACGACCAAAUGAUGCUUCUCACCCGCAAGAUGAUUGAGAUUCGAAAUAUCCUUCAGACAAUCGGCCAAUCCGACACACUCACAUUGCCAUCAAUCGUCGUCAUCGGAUCCCAAUCUUCGGGUAAGAGCUCGGUCCUUGAAGCUAUCGUCGGCCAUGAGUUCUUGCCCAAGGGUUCGAACAUGGUGACUCGACGGCCCAUCGAACUGACCUUGGUCAACACGCCCAAUGCCCAGUCGGAGUACGGUGAAUUUCCUGCUCUAGGACUUGGCAAGAUCACAGAUUUCACCCAAGUUCAGCGCACACUCACCGAUCUCAACCUUGCUGUUCCAGAAAAGGAUUGCGUUACAGACGAUCCUAUCCAGCUCACUAUCUAUUCUCCCAACGUUCCGGAUCUCUCCUUGAUCGACCUACCAGGUUAUAUCCAAGUUGCUGGCCAUGACCAACCCCCAGAGCUCAAGCAAAAGAUCAAUGAUCUCUGUGAUAAAUACAUCCAGCCUCCCAAUGUCAUUCUGGCGAUUUCAGCCGCAGACGUUGACUUGGCGAAUUCUACAGCACUCCGAGCCAGCCGCCGAGUCGACCCUCGGGGUGAACGCACUAUCGGUGUGAUCACCAAGAUGGACCUUGUUAGCCCCGAGCGUGGCCGCGACGUUCUAUCUGAUAAGAAGUACCCCCUUCGACUUGGUUAUGUGGGCGUUGUCAGCCGCAUUCCUCAGUCAAAUGCUCUGUUCUCGAGAGGCAGUGGAAAUGUCACCAGUGCCAUUCUUAAGAACGAACAUGCUUAUUUCUCUGCUCAUCCUGCCGAAUUUGGUCCCCACUCCGAUGUCUCGGUUGGUGUAUCGACGCUACGCAAGACCCUGAUGCACGUUCUCGAGCAGACCAUGGCAUCCAGUUUGUCUGGAACAAGGGAUGCCAUCAGCCAGGAGCUGGAGGAAGCAACCUAUGAGUUCAAGGUUCAAUACAACGACCGACCCUUGAGCGCAGAGUCUCACUUGGCCGAAAGCCUUGAUAGUUUCAAGCAUUCCUUCAAGGAGUUUGCAGAAAGCUUCGGCAGACCGCAGGUCCGGGAGAUGCUGAAGGCUGAACUGGACCAGCGGGUCAUGGAUAUUCUGGCCCAGCGUUACUGGAAUAAGCCCGUUGAAGAAUUAGAUCCCCCCAUGCUGGAACUGGAUUCACUGAAGGACCUUCCCAAGGCCGAUCCCGAGUCUCUUUAUUGGCACCGGAAGCUAGAUGCUUCUACUUCUUCAUUAACAAAACUUGGAAUUGGUCGACUGGCUACUACCGUCGUCGCUAAUGCUCUCCACAACCACGUGGACCAACUCCUAUCAUCCUCCACAUUCGCCUCCCACCCCGGCGCCCACAAGCAAAUCACAGAUGCGUGCAACACCAUCUUAAACGACAGAUUCUUCAGCACCAGUGAUCAAGUCGAAAACUGCAUCAAGCCGUACAAGUUCGAGAUCGAGGUUGAAGAUCCCGAGUGGGCCAAGGGGAGAGACAACGUGGGCAGGGUUCUCAAGGACGAACUCAAGCACUGCGAGCAAGCCAUGAAGCACGUGGAAGACACUGUUGGAAAACGCAAGCUGAAAGACGUGAUUUCUUUCAUCGACCGCGUGCGAAAGGGCGACGUUGUACUGGAGGGCAACGGUGAGGGUGGCGCAGGUGGAUUCAGUGCUGCUCUACUAGAAAGAGGACGGGAGGGCCUCUUCCUACGUGAUCGAGCCGACUUGAUCAAGAUGAGACUUCUUGCCGUUCGUUCCAAGCAAUGCGCCACGCAAAAGAACAAGUACCAGUGCCCAGAAGUCUUCUUGGACGUGGUAGCAGACAAGCUCACCUCAACGGCCGUACUCUUCCUGAACGUCGAACUUCUCUCCGAGUUCUACUAUAAUUUCCCCCGCGAGCUCGACACAAGACUCGGCCGACACCUUUCCGACGCCGAAGUCGAACGUUUUGCCCGUGAGGACCCUCGUAUCCGCCGCCAUCUCGACAUCAUCCGCAAGAAAGAGUUGCUGGAACUGGCUCUGCAGAAGAUCGAAAGUGUCCGACAACUCGACGGCCGCAGUCGAGCUCCAGACCGUGCUCCUCCUGGCAAGGAAACGCGGAGUCGUUGGGGCUUGUUCUAA
Penicillium nucicola is the source of this 2742-nucleotide messenger RNA. RefSeq names its product dynamin-related GTPase MGM1. Gene Ontology annotation, cellular component: microtubule; membrane; cytoplasm. Lineage: Eukaryota; Fungi; Ascomycota; Eurotiomycetes; Eurotiales; Aspergillaceae. Gene Ontology annotation, molecular function: GTP binding; GTPase activity; microtubule binding. The transcript has 3 exons. The coding region runs from base 1 to 2742 and encodes 913 amino acids. The record is from RefSeq and is a predicted model, not a curated record.